CGGAAGCGGAAGUGUACCACAAACCGGAAGCGGCUGCUGCCGGCAGUGACUGCUCCUCCCUCGCUCGUUCCCUCCCUCGCUCGCUGCCUGGCGAGGAUGAGGGGCGGCUGUCUCCUCUGGGCUCCUGUCCUGCUCGGGAGUCUCCUGGCCGCAGCAGCUGAACCAGAGGAAGCAACUGAUUUAAUGUCUGAAAAGUUCAGUGAAAGCUCUUCAGCAUUCCCCCCGGAAAGCAGUCCUGUGCAGGGGAGCCCAGAUGGGCCCAAAGAGCGAGUGAAGUACAGGACGGCAGAAAUCGCUGAUGCCAUGAUGGGGAGCAGCAUGCCACCAGGGCAGUCGGUGGUACUUUCUAUCAUUCCAGCGAAGAUGAAGGAGAUGGGCGCAGGCACCUGCGAUGCAACAGCCGAUGGCGAAUGCGACGCGCAGGCUGCCUUUUCAUCUUUCCCUUCCUCAGGAUCACAAUCUCCAGAGUCACCCGUAGAGCAACCCGUAGUUCUGGAAGCAGUGCAUCCUUCAUCAGCAGAGGACACAAAUAGUACAGACAGCAUGAAAACCCCCAAAGUGAACUGUGAAGAAAGGAAUAUCACAGGGAUCACAAAUUUCACGUUACAAAUCUUGAAUAUUUCCCAAGAUUUAAUGGAGUUCCUCAAUCCAAAUGGUAGUGACUGUACCUUAGUCCUGUUCUAUACCCCUUGGUGCCGUUUUUCUGCAAAUCUAGCUCCUCACUUUAAUUCUUUGCCUCGAGCUUUCCCAACGCUUAGUUUCUUGGCUUUGGAUGCCUCUCAGCACAGCAGUUUGUCUACCAGGUUUGGAACGGUGGCUGUUCCCAACAUCCUUCUUUUCCAAGGAGCCAAGCCUAUGGCAAGGUUUAACCAUACUGAUCGGACUCUAGAAACACUGAAAGCUUUUCUUUUCAAUCAGACUGGGAUAGAGCCCAAGACAGAUGUGGUAGUCACUGAAGAAGAUCAAGCAGGUCCACUGCCCAGCACACUAAGCAGAGGAGUAGACUGGCUGCUUUUAUUCUCCUUACUGUUUCUUAUCAGUUUCGUCAUGUAUGCUACUAUUCGUACUGAGAGCAUCCGGUGGUUAAUACCUGGCCAAGAUCAGGAGCAUCAGGAAUGACAUGCAAACUGUGAACUCUUUGUGUUUUCAGAUCAAGUUGAAAUACGUAAAUUGUACGAUGGAUCAGAUCUUUGACUUUUUAUCUUUUAAGUCAGAACUGCGUUCAUCACAUAUUUAAGACCACACACCAUCACUUUGCUGAUAUUACUUAUGGUACAAGAACCUUUCUUGAAUUAUUUAUUUACUUCUAAGUGCAUUAAAUUUUGUAACAGAAAAACUAUAGGAAAAUUUUGCACAUUGGAAAAUGAUUGCAGGUGCUUAAGAAUGUAGUAUGGAAAUAUGAUAUCUUGACUAUGAAAUUUAUGUUCUGGAAAAUUCUCUCAUCUUUCUGCUCUAGAGUUUUGUAUCUCAGAUGCCUUUCUAAGAUGUGUUGUCAUGUUAGUUAUGUUUGGUUGCAGUAGCUGACGAGGUGCUUCCCUACUUGUACUAAUUAAUAUUAAGUGGGAAAUUUAUCAGAAUAAGUUUUGUCAAUUGCUUGGCUGCAUCCAGGGUCCUUUUCUAAACCUAUAAUGUCACUGGAUAGAAUUGUGACACAUAGACACUUUCGUAAAUGUAUUGUUUUAAUGAGAAUAUUUAAAUAAGAAUGCUCAGGUAUCAAAACCUUAAAGGGAAGAUGUAAUUUCUGAUGAGCAAAAUGUAACAUUUGUGGCUGAACGUUCUAUAUAGUUUUUGCAUUCUAAAAGCAAGAAUGCAUGGGAAAAUAAAUUGCUAGAUUUGGGAAAAAUAAAAUGUACAUUGUUUCUUGAUUAGCAGUGUUAUAAUCUAAGCAUUGCUGUGAACAAAUGUAUCAUUUGAAAGUGUCUGUGAUUAUUAUAAUUGAGAUUGUUUCAUGUUGAUACUGAUAUGUUAGCUGAAAUAGUUUGAAUAAACAGAGGCAUUCAAAGUA
Messenger RNA from Anolis carolinensis (green anole), 2005 nucleotides. It is a transcript of the gene txndc15, whose product is annotated as thioredoxin domain containing 15. The record is from RefSeq and is a predicted model, not a curated record. Gene Ontology annotation, cellular component: cilium. The transcript has 5 exons. Gene Ontology annotation, biological process: cilium assembly. NCBI's taxonomy places the organism in Eukaryota, Metazoa, Chordata, Lepidosauria, Squamata, Anolidae. Bases 97 to 1119 code for a protein of 340 amino acids.